Tigriopus californicus is the source of this 1269-nucleotide messenger RNA. RefSeq lists its product as uncharacterized. Gene Ontology annotation, biological process: copper ion transmembrane transport. Lineage: Eukaryota; Metazoa; Arthropoda; Copepoda; Harpacticoida; Harpacticidae. Gene Ontology annotation, cellular component: membrane. Gene Ontology annotation, molecular function: copper ion transmembrane transporter activity. The transcript is spliced from 4 exons. The record is from RefSeq and is a predicted model, not a curated record. The coding region runs from base 174 to 890 and encodes 238 amino acids.
UCGUCCUUUCUUUGAUACUUGGACUAUCUCUAAUGCCUCUGUUGAGACGCCCAGAAAAAACCAAGUGAAUGUUCACGUCGAAUCCGGUUAAAAGUUUCUUUUACUUUAUCAUUGGUCAGGAUGAGUCUUCUUCAAACAUUUGAUGGUUUUGUCGGGAUAGCCUACGCUCAAUUAUGCUGUUCUUCCUAUCCACGGUUUUUGGAACUGGAACUUUGCGUCCCGGCUCGCCCCGUUGCCCUCGUCCCAUGCAGAUUGGAAUGGUGGCAGUUAGUGCCGGACUCUUCUGUCUGGCAUUUAUGAAUGAGGGGAUCAAAUAUUUGCGAAUGGAAAGACACACCCAAACUAAUUCGGACGAUUAUGACUCUGACUCUUCGAACGAAUUCCGUCCACUACUCUCCUCAAACUACAACCGUGUCAGACAAGAGCGAUUGCGCCGGCACCGCUAUCAUAACUCGAUAGCGCUAAGAUAUAUGGAACAUGCCGACAGGAUAUUUUUGAGUAGUAUCUAUUUCCUACAAACCGUUUUGACGUUUGCCACAAUGUUGGCUGUGAUGACCUUCUCGUUCUGGCUUUUUCUGGCCGCCAUACUUGGAACAGGUGUAGGAACCCAAGUCUUCCAACAGAAAAAAUUUAAACCAAAGAUUUCACGUGCUUCUCUAUCUGGCACGAACGAACUUCAAACUCGGGGCUCGGGACAAUCUGGCUAUGGAUCCAUUGGGUCUGAUUCCGAAGACGACAGCAUGCCAACGAAUUCGUCCUUGGUUGAUUCGACCUCUGGGCUCCAAGACAACCAAAUUGUCGCUGUGGAAGUGCAUCAACAUAAUGGAUCUUAUUCUAUAGGGAGGGAUUCAAAUCAGAUUCAAACUUGCCAUCUUAUGCCGAAUUCAUAAGUGUGAUAUUGUUGUACAUUAUCUCCAAUACAGUCAUCUAUUCAAAAGAAGUCGUGAUUUUUUUGUUGAAAUCAACACCUUUUUUUCUUGAAUAUGAAAACCUCCUGUUUUGCCCAGUACCUAAGAAACUAGGAAUUCAGAGGCUUUUCCUUAUUUGAUUUUUUUGCGCUCAUUUUUGAGGGACUUUUUUGAGGGAUUUGAGGGACAAGAGAAAAGAGCUUGAAAGUCUAAACAUAAUGGAGCCUGGUGUUAAAUAAAUACCAUUGGAGUUUAUAUCGUGCAAUAUAAAUUACAAGUGGAGAGCGGAUUUAUAAACGUUUAUCUGAGAGCUAAAUGUUGAAUAUCUAUUUUCUGAAUAAAGAUUUAUUUUUUUUGGUAA